UUUUGCGAAAUGCCAAACGCAAAAACUAUUUAAGCAGUUGUUUUGCCGGUCAAAAUUUUUAAUCUACUGUGAUCGUCAUCGAGUCAGCAUCGUACUCAAUCAACUCAUCCAUCAUGUCUGGACGCGGCAAGGGAGGAAAGGAAAAGGCGAAGCCGAAGACGAGCUCCUCUCGUGCUGGGCUGCAGUUCCCCGUCAGCCGAAUCCGGCGGUUCCUUCGGAAGGGCAACUACGCCGAACGCAUCGGAGCGGGUGCCCCGGUGUAUCUGGCGGCCGUGCUGGAGUAUCUAGCUGCGGAAAUUUUGGAACUCGGAGGAAAUGCUGCUCGUGACAACAAGCGGUCCCGGAUCAUUCCACGCCAUCUGCAGCUGGCAAUUCGAAAUGACGAGGAACUGAACCAGCUGCUUACCGGGGUGACCAUUUCCCAAGGGGGCGUGGUGCCGUUCAUCCACACCGUUUUGCUGCCGAAGAAAACCCAAGAGAAGAACAAGCAGGAGGAAUCGUCGACGAACAAUUAAUGCCUUGAGACGGUGUGACACCUGCUUGACCAUCUAAAACAAAACCGUCCUUUUCAGGACGACAAAAAUCCUCACGAAAGAGUUAUUCUUAUCAUUCAAAGUUUAAAGGAAUGUUUCACUCCAUGUUACCGGCUCACAUCUCUUUAAUUUCUCGAUUAAAAUUCCAUAAAAUGGAAACCAAAUUUUGAUAUGAUCAUGUGUUCGAAAUUAGGGUUUACGCCGA
Culex pipiens pallens (northern house mosquito) is the source of this 738-nucleotide messenger RNA. RefSeq names its product histone H2A-like. Gene Ontology annotation, molecular function: protein heterodimerization activity; DNA binding; structural constituent of chromatin. NCBI's taxonomy places the organism in Eukaryota, Metazoa, Arthropoda, Insecta, Diptera, Culicidae. The record is from RefSeq and is a predicted model, not a curated record. Gene Ontology annotation, cellular component: nucleosome. The transcript has a single exon. Bases 114 to 515 code for a protein of 133 amino acids.